Messenger RNA from Aegilops tauschii subsp. strangulata, 1866 nucleotides. Its product is annotated as protein S-acyltransferase 8. The record is from RefSeq and is a predicted model, not a curated record. Gene Ontology annotation, molecular function: protein-cysteine S-palmitoyltransferase activity. Gene Ontology annotation, biological process: protein targeting to membrane; peptidyl-L-cysteine S-palmitoylation. Lineage: Eukaryota; Viridiplantae; Streptophyta; Magnoliopsida; Poales; Poaceae. Gene Ontology annotation, cellular component: Golgi apparatus; endoplasmic reticulum.
AGUGUCCCAGGGAACAAAGAACAGAUUCUUUGGUACUCCGGCGUAACGACGUUGCCUCCUCCCCUCGUCUAGAGUCUAGACCCACAGGCAUAGCCCAUCCAAAGAUCAAAUCUUUUAGUUUUGCCAGCCAGAUAUCUCAUCUCAUCCCUGUCACACCGAGGAAGAAGACCCAGCGCCAGCGGCGAUUGAUGGCAUCUCGCUCCCGUGCCCCCCUGGCCGUGGCCCUGUCCCCUCACCCUCUCUAGACGAAAUCUACGAGAGAGGGAGAGGUGGAGAGGGAUAAGAAGAGUUCUUCCCAGUGGAGAGAGGGAGAGGUCGGAGGAGUACAAGGGCUGGUUGCGGCUGCGACUGCGACUGGUGGAUUCCAUUUCUUCCCUUCUUGCGCCGGGUUGGCGGCGGCGGCGGCGGGCGGCGCGGCCAUGGCCAAGCAGCUGCGGGUCUACCAAGUCUGGAGAGGCAACAACAUAAUCUGGUGUGGUGGGAGAUUGAUCUUUGGACCAGAUGCCAAGGCUACUCUACUAUCUUUCUCGCUGAUCGUGGCCCCUGUUGUUGUCUUCUGCAUCUUUGUGGGCAAAAACCUCAUACACAUCUUUCCUGCAUAUAACGCAGGGUAUGCAAUUCUGGUUGUUACCGUAGCCCUGACAAUUCAUGUACUGUUACUGCUCUUCUUGACCUCAUCUCAAGAUCCAGGUAUUGUACCAAGGAAUUCAAAUCCACCUGUGGAGGAGUUUUCUCAUGAUUCUUCAGCUCCUCAUACUCUCCAGUUCCCUCGGAUAAAAGAGAUCAUGAUCAAUGGUGUGCCCGUGAGAGUAAAAUAUUGUGAAACUUGCAUGCUAUAUCGGCCUCCUCGUUGCUCCCACUGUUCCAAAUGUGAUAAUUGUGUCGAGCGAUUUGAUCACCACUGCCCUUGGGUUGGUCAAUGUAUUGGACAGCGCAAUUACCGCUACUUCUUCUGGUUUGUUUGUUCGGCAGCAAUCCUGUGUUUCUAUGUAUUUACAAUGUCUGCAUUGUACAUCAGUCUACUCAUGAAGGAUCACCGUUCAGUGGUGGAGGCAAUUAAAGCCUCUCCAGCAUCAGUGGCAGUCAUGGGAUACUGUUUCAUUUGUUUCUGGUUUGUUGGUGGUCUCACCGGAUUCCACUCUUACCUCAUUGCAACAAAUAAGACAACAUAUGAGAAUAUCAAGUACAAGUACAGCAACCAACCCAAUGCGUUUGACCGUGGUUGCAUACACAAUUGCUUCGAGGUCCUGUGCACGAAAAGGAAGCCUUCUAGGAUCAACCUGCGAGCCAUCGUUCAAGAGGAACAUGUUGCGUCCCUGCCACGAAUCAGCCGUUCCAGUGUGCCCGAAGAUGAGACGCCCCACCGUCCACGAGCCAAAGUGGAGGAUGACCUUGAGAUGGGCCUUGACAUCCUGAAGACCUCACGGCGCCGGUCAGAUGAACUGAGUGACUUAGAGUUGGGCACUGCAAGCAAUGGUGCAAGAUAUCGCAGAAGUGAUUCAGACACUGAGAUCCCGGUUAUGACCAGAACAAUUACUGAGAGCUCCGAUCAAACUAGGGAUCUGGACUUCUAUUCAGUGACCAACGCUGCACAUCCCUCGUCUCCUGAGCAGAGGCAGCUCCCCGAUGAACUCCGCUGAUUGUAUAUGAGCGUGCCGUUGCAGUGAGAAACAGUUUUCAGGGCGCAAACCAACAAGUUGAUCGUCAGUGAGGGCCGCGGGAUGUUUGAAAUUUGGAUGAAUUUGGCAUAUGCUCUCUGCUGCCUUCUUUUUGUAGGAUUUGGGGAAUGUUGAUUGAUUGGUGAUAGGUCUCUUUCUGUAAACAUCUCAGUUAUGCAUUUUAUUGUGAAGGUUUUAAGAGAUUGUA